GAAGUGUGAGUGUACUGUACCGGAGGAAGCUUCGCUAGGCUGAAGAUGUUGAAGAUCACCUUUGGGUUGUUAGUUGGGGUGCUUGCAUGGGGGGCGGCUUUUUCUAACGUCGUCUGCCCCGAUGGAAACGUGUGCUCAGACAGCUCCACCUGCUGCAAGACCACACAGGGAUAUGGCUGCUGUCCAUAUGUGAAGGCGGUGUGCUGCUCCGACCUGAGACACUGCUGCCCCUCAGGAUUCCGCUGCAACCUGGUCACACAGAUGUGUCAGAAGAAGGACCAGCCGUGGCUGAACAUCCCCAUGGUGAAGAAAGAGGCUGCAGAGGAGCCAGACACAGUGGAUCUGUCCUUGACUCCCUUCCAGGAGAUUAAAGACAGCCCUGUCCCAGAGCGACAAGACGCUUCGGUCUUCUGUGACAGCUAUUACAAAUGUCCCGAUGGCACGACUUGCUGCAGACACCCCAAAGGUGCCUGGUUCUGUUGUCCCUACUCUCCUGGAAGAUGCUGUCUGGAUGGCUACCAUUGCUGUCCCUACGGCUACGACUGUGACUUUUCUUACCAACACUGUGUGAGGGAAAACCUGUGGUAUCCUUUCACGCCCAAACAAGCUCCAUCCUCAGUGCCUGCCUCUCUCAUUUCAACCUCAGAGGACCAGAGCAGCAAGACACCAAUGACCGCUCUAACAGAAGCUUUGAGCAACGGCCCCGAGGGUGGAGUCAUUCGCUGUGAUUCCAAGUUUUACUGCUCCCCGGGCCAUACCUGCUGCAGGGGAACCUCUGGACAGUGGAACUGCUGUCCCUUCCCUCUGGGCCAGUGCUGUUCAGACGGUCGGCACUGCUGCGAGUACGGGUAUGCCUGCGACCCCUCCGCUUCGUCGUGCAGAAAGUGGUUUUCUCAGAUCCCCUCAGCAGAGCAGCAGCAGGCCAAAGCAGACUGAACACAUGCUGUUAAUGUUUCAGGUUGACUUACAGGACCAAUAAAAUCAAUGUUUUUUGGGGUUUUUUUUGCCUUGCCUUGCCUUGCUGAAGAGCUGAUUUUCCCAGAUUUCAAUACUUGAAUGAAAUAGAUGUUCUCUUCAAUGAACAUGAAACUUUACUGGCUAGCUUAGCAAGCUGCUCUUCAACAGUGUGUCCAUUGUAAUCAUAUCCUGUUUGAUGCUGAUUAUUGCAACUUUUGGCGUGUUUUAUUGAAUUGUACCAUGAAGGCCACUGGGCCUACCUGAUGCUUGAACUCUCAUUUGAAAUGUUUCAUCACGUCAUCUCUCAACUGUUCUUACACAGACUGAAAAAAAAAAAAGCCUCAAAUAUUUUUUUUAUAAAGUUUGCACUGUGUUGGAAAAUCAUAUGCAUUUUGAAAUAUGUGUCACCUGACGCUUUAUGGCGUUGUAUUUGCUGUCAUUUAAUGGAAUAUAAAAUAAAAAUGUCACCUUCUG
Molecule: messenger RNA, 1431 nt
Organism: Salarias fasciatus (jewelled blenny)
Lineage: Eukaryota; Metazoa; Chordata; Actinopteri; Blenniiformes; Blenniidae
Product: progranulin-like
Exons: 6
Coding region: 46-936 (296 amino acids)
Cellular component (GO): extracellular region
Source: RefSeq, a predicted model, not a curated record